AAUGAUGUUCUUUCUAUUCUCAGUAUCUCUUUCUAUUAUUCUCAUUUUUCUUCUUCAUAAAGCCAAAAUGAGUAGAACAACCUUUCUGCCACCAGGUCCAGUAGGACUACCUUUUAUUGGUAAUUUGCAUCAAUAUGAUAGUUUAAACCCUCAUAUCUAUUUUCGGAAACUUUCCAAGAAAUAUGGCAAAAUAUUCUCAUUGAAAAUUGGAUCUGCUACUAUGGUAGUAAUUUCUUCAGCAAAAUUAGCAAAAGAGGUAACACAAAUACAAGAUUUAACAUUUUGUAGUAGACCCUCUUUUCUUGGCCAACAAAAAAUUUCUUAUAAUGGUCAUGAUAUUGCCUUUGCACCUUACAAUGACUAUUGGAGAGAAAUGCGAAAACUUUGUGUUGUUCAUUUGCUCAGUCUCAAGAAAGUACAAUCUUUUAGAUCGAUUCGUGAAGAUGAAGUAUUGAGAAUGAUCAAGAAAAUAUCUCAACAAAUAACCGCUUCACAAAUUAUAAAUUUGAGUAAUAUAUUGAUUACUCUAACACGUACAAUUACUUGUAGAAUUGCUUUUGGCAUUAGGUAUGAUGAAGAAGCACAUGAAAAGAGGAAAUUUGAUGAACUUUUAACUAUGACACAAGAUAUGAUGACACAUUUUUUUUUCUCUGAUUAUUUUCCUUUGUUUGGUUGGCUUGAUAAAUUAUUUGGAAAUAUUCAAAAACUUGAGAAGAAUUUCAAGGAUUUAGAUGAGUUUUUUGAAGAACUCAUUAACCAACAUCUCAAUCCCAAUAGGCCAAAAUCAAUGGAAGGAGAUAUUCUUGAUCUUUUGCUUCAAUUGAGGAAAGAGCAAUCAACUUCAACUGGUCUUACUUUGGACAACAUAAAGGCAAUUUUCAUGGAUAUAUUAACUGGUGGAUCAGAUACUAUCGCAGUUACAGUAAUAUGGUCAAUGACAGCCUUAAUGAAAAAUUCAAAAGUCAUGAAGAAAGUUCAAGAAGAAAUCAGGCAAUCAAUUGGGAACAAAGGCGUUGUGAAUGAAGAUGAUAUUCAAAACAUGCCUUAUUUUAAAGCAAUGAUAAAAGAAACAUUUAGAUUAUAUCCACCAGGUCCACUUCUAGGGCCAAGAAAAUCAAUGAAAAAAUCCAAUUUAGAAGGGUAUGAAAUUCAGUCAGGAACAAUAAUUCAUGUGAACUCAUGGGCAAUUGCAAGGGAUCCUGAAAUAUGGAAAAAUUCAGAAGAAUUUAUACCUGAGAGAUUCUUGAAUAGCGAUAUUGAUUUCAAAGGCCAAAAUUUUGAGUUGAUUCCAUUUGGAGCAGGCCGGAGAGGUUGCCCAGGUAUUUCACUCGGUGUUACAACGGUAAAUCUUAUACUUUCAAAUCUUCUGUAUGCAUUUGAUUGGGAGUUGCCUUAUGGAAUGAUGAAAGAAGAAAUUGAUACAGAUGGUUUGCCUGGACUUAUCAUGAAUAAGAAAACUGCUCUUUGCCUUGUCCCUAAAAAUUAUCUCUACACCUAGUCAAAUAACUUAUGUUUAAUAUGGUACGUUGU
Molecule: messenger RNA, 1530 nt
Organism: Solanum tuberosum (potato)
Lineage: Eukaryota; Viridiplantae; Streptophyta; Magnoliopsida; Solanales; Solanaceae
Product: cytochrome P450 83B1-like
Exons: 3
Coding region: 2-1498 (498 amino acids)
Molecular function (GO): oxidoreductase activity, acting on paired donors, with incorporation or reduction of molecular oxygen; heme binding; iron ion binding
Source: RefSeq, a predicted model, not a curated record